Molecule: messenger RNA, 5319 nt
Organism: Fukomys damarensis (Damara mole-rat)
Lineage: Eukaryota; Metazoa; Chordata; Mammalia; Rodentia; Bathyergidae
Gene: Mamdc4
Product: MAM domain containing 4
Exons: 31
Coding region: 431-4351 (1306 amino acids)
Cellular component (GO): membrane
Molecular function (GO): protein binding
Source: RefSeq, a predicted model, not a curated record
GGAGCGGCAGUGCAUGCUCAGCCCUUUGGGGUGGGGUAAGGGCCCCCAGGCUGCUGCUGUUUAUGGCCUGAUUGCUCCUCCACAUGCUGCUAUCCUAGAAGACAUCUGGGUGGAGACCUAACAAGGCCUUUCGCAAGAAGUCUGUGCCUGGUUCUCAUGGCCAACUGAGGCCUUCAGUGCCCACAAGUGCCCCUUUCCUAGAGCUCAGCUCAGGGUUCCGGCGGGAAGGGUGCCUGGUAACCUCUGUCCUGGCCACUGACAUUGGAUGACAUUGGCUGUCAUUGUCAGUCUGCCUACAGGCCCAGCCUGGGGCCUUCAUGUUCCUGAGUGGUUUGCUGGUCAGGGACACAGGUGACACGACCCACAAUCCUCCAGUCCAGGAUCAGGUGCUGGAGCUGCUCGCUGAUGGACACCAAACAGGAGGGCACUCAUGGCUCUGAGGGCCCCCUUCUGGUGGACCUCCCACAGUCUUGGGUCUCAGCCUUUUCCCAGCCCCACCUCCCACGUGGGUGUAUGGAGACAGGGAGACACUGUGCCCCUAACCUCAUGUAAGCCCUUGGAGAGGUCCUCGAGGCCACCAUCCAGCCUGGCCAUGCGGCUGCCCACACGCCUCCUGUCCGUGCUGGUUCUGCUCAUGGUGCAGUCCCUGGGCAGAGCCUGGGUCUCCAAUCCCUGUGCGAGCCCCGUGGAGGCUCAGUGUGACUUCCUGUGUGACUGCAGAGACUGCUCCGAUGAGACCCAGUGUGGUUACAAUGUGGCCUCACCCAGCCUGGGCACCCCCUUCACUUGCGACUUUGAGCAGGACCCCUGUGGCUGGCAGGACAUCAGCACCUCGGGCUACAACUGGGUCCGAGAUCGUGCAGGGGCACAGCCCGAAGGGCCUGUGGCUCACACCGACCAUACACGCGGCACAGACCUGGGCUGGUACAUGGCUGUGGGCACUCACCAUGGGACACAGGCCUCCAUUGCGGCCCUGCGCUCCCCAGUGAUACGGGAGGCAGGCCCCGCCUGUGAGCUGCACCUCUGGUGCCAUGUCACAUCUGGAGAUGUGGCCGAGCUGCAGCUGGAGCUGACCCACCGGGCAGAGACGCUGACCCUGUGGCAGAGCUCAGGCCCCUGGCGCCCUGGCUGGCAGGAGCUGGUGGUGACCACCGGACGCAUCCAGGGUGACUUCCGAGUGACCUUCUCUGCUACCCGAAACGCCACACACAGGGGUGCCGUGGCCUUGGAUGACGUGGAGUUCUGGAACUGUGGGCUCCCAGCCCCCCAGGCCACCUGCCCCCUGGGCCACCACCACUGCCAGAACGCGGCCUGCAUAGAAUCCCACCAGCUCUGCGAUGGGGAAGACAAUUGUGGCGAUGGCUCUGACGAGGACCUGCUGUCCUGCAGCCAACACAUGAUCACCGACUUCGAGACAGGCCUGGGCCUGUGGACCUACUCAGAGGGCUCUGCCUGGAACCACAGCACCGGCGGUCCCAAGGGCUCUGCUUGGCCACACAGAGACCACAGUCGAAACAGUCCACAGGGGUCCUUCCUGGUCUCCAUGGCCAUGCCUGGCAACCCCGCCAUGCUCCUCAGCCCCCAGCUGCAAGCCUCAGGCUCCCACAACUGCUCGCUCAUCUUCUACCACUACCUACAUGGCUCCGAGGACGGCCGCCUUGAGCUGCUCCUACAGACACAGAGCCCUGGCACCUCCCAGGCUCCUGUGCUGCUUCGGCAGCGCCACGGCGAGCUGGGAACAUCCUGGGUCCGAGACCGAGUGGAUAUCCGGAGCACCCACCCCUUCUGGAUCCUCCUGACUGGGGACACAGGUCCUGGAGGUGUUGUCGGGCUGGACGACCUCAUUCUGUCUGACCACUGCACAGUGACCCCAGGGGUGGUGCCACCUCAUGUGCCUUGGCCCAAGGCCCCCAGGCCCCAGCAGUCCAGCCUGCAGGGCCCCUGCCAGCCAGGGCAGCUGGCCUGCAGGGACCUGUGUGUGCCCCCCGAGCAGCUGUGCGACUUCCAGCCCCAGUGCGCCCAGGGCGAGGACGAGCAUGAGUGUGGCACCACAGACUUUGAGUCCGCUGCAGCCAGGGGCUGGGAAGACGUCAGCAUAGGGCAGCUACAGUGGGUUCGGCUGGCAGCCCAGGAGAGCGGGGGCCCGAGCAAGGCUGCUGCAGGGCACUUCCUGUCCGUGCAGAGGGCCUGGGGGCAGCUGAGGGCUGAGGCCCGGGCCCUCACGCCUGUCCUGGGCCCCUCGGGCCCGCACUGUGAGCUCCACAUGGCCUACCACUUCCACAGUCAGCCCCAAGGUUUCUUGGCACUGGCUGUGGUGGAGAGUGGCUCCCGGGAGUUGGUUUGGCAGGCACCAGGUAGCAGCUCCAGGGACUGGACAGUGGACAAAGUCCUUCUUGGAGCACACCACAGGCCCUUCCGGCUGGAGCUGGUCGCCCUGGUGGACUUGGAUGGCCCUGGCCAGCAGGGGGCUGGGGUAGACAACAUGACCAUGAGGGACUGCAGCCCCACAGUGACCACUGAGAAGGACAGAGAGGUCACCUGUAACUUUGAGUGGGAUGCUUGUGGCUGGCACCUGGGCCACCUCACAGAUGUCCAUUGGCACCGGGUAGAAAGCCACAGCUCUGGGCACGACCACACCACUGGUCAAGGUUUCUUCAUGCUCCUGGACCCUGCCGAGCCCCGCAGCCAUGGCCGCCAAGCCCACCUGCUCACAGAACCACAGGUCCCAGUAGCCCGGGAGCAGUGCCUCAGCUUCUGGUUCCACCUCCAUGGGCCCCAGAUCGGGACGCUGCGCCUAGCCAUGUGGAGGGACGGGGAAGAGGAAGUUCCUCUGUGGUCCGGGUCAGGCACCCAUGGCAACCGUUGGCAUCAGGCCUGGGCCACCCUGCACCACCAGCUAGAGCCCAGUACCAAGUACCAGCUGCUAUUUCAGGGCCUCCGGGAUGGGUAUCACGGCAUCAUGGCUCUGGACGACGUGACCAUGCAACCUGGCGCAUGCCCUGCCCCCCAGCGCUGCUCCUUUGAGGAUUCCACCUGCAGCUUCUCCUCUGGCGGGCAGGGCCUGUGGAGGCGCCAAGCCAGUGCCUUGGGCCAUGCUGCCAGUGGCCCCUGGACAGACCACACCACGGAGACAGCCCAAGGGCACUACAUGGUCGUGGACACAAGCCCAGACGCGCUACCCCGGGGCCAUGUGGCCUCCCUGACCUCGGAAGAGCACUGGCCACUGCCCCAGCCCGCCUGCCUGACCUUCUGGUACCACCUGAGCCAGCACAACCCAGGCACUCUGCAGGUUCGUGUGGAAGAGGGUGACCACCACCAGACACUCAGCAUCAGUGAGCAUGGCGGGCUCGUCUGGCGCCUGGGCAGCAUGGCUGUGCAGGCCAAGCAGGCGUGGAGGGUAGUGUUUGAGGCAGUGGCUGCAGGCGUGGAGCACUCCUACAUGGCGGUGGAUGACGUCCUCCUGCAGGACGGGCCCUGCCCUCAGCCAGGGUCCUGUGACUUCGAGGCUGGCCUGUGUGGCUGGAGCCACCUGGCUUGGCCAGGCCUGGGUGGGUACAGCUGGGAUUGGAGCAGCGGUGCCACCCCAUCCCCAUACCUACGGCCCACCGUGGACCACACUCUGGGCACCGAGGCAGGCCACUUUGCCUUUUUUGAGACCGGCGUGCUGGGUGAUGGGAGCCGGGCAGCCUGGCUGCGCAGUGAGCCCCUGCCGGCCACUGAGGCCUCCUGCCUCCGCUUCUGGUACCACAUGGGCUUCCCUGAGCACUUCUACAAGGGAGAGCUGCAAGUGCUCCUGGUCAGUGUCCGCGGCCAGCUGGUAGUGUGGGCCGAGGGCGGGCGGCUGCGGCACCAGUGGCUGAAGGCCCAGGUGGAGGUAGCCAGCGCCGAGGAGUUCCAGGUGGUGUUUGAAGCCACACUGGGUGGCCAGCCGGUGCAGGGGCCUAUUGCCCUGGAUGACAUCGAGUACCUGGCUGGGCAGCACUGCCAGCGGCCCACAGUGAGCCCAGAGACACCACAGCCAGCAAGGGGCGGCACUGGCUACACAAGAAGGGGGGCUGGGGCUGGCCUUUCCAGAGGGACAAGGACUCAGCAGCCCACAGCUUUGACAACAUUCUCUUCAACGCGGAUCAAGUCACCCUCCCUGCAGCUGUCACCAGCAACCCCUAGAUCACCAGUGCAGGCCCUGGCACCUCGUGUAGCACCUCCACAACACUGCCACACUUUGGACCCACGGUGUGGCUGGGUUCCCUACUCUGUGAAUAAACACCCACGCCCUCAAGGGCAGCCUGAGCUCUCAGGCUGGGUCAAUGUGUCCAGCCUGGCCUUGGGUCCCCAGAAGGGAGGUGUGUAGCCCCUCCUUGCUUCUCAGUGCAGUGUGGAGACCCAAGGGCCUCAGGUAACAACACAGGCAGACCCAGGGGCACCCAGCUGGACAGCAGAGCCACCCGCUCCACAGGCAGGUGUGGGCCCCAGCCUGCCACUGACUGCAUCCAGAGGGAGGAUGGGGGUUACCCAUGAGUCCAGGGUCACUGGAGAGUGACAGGCCACUGGCAGGGGGUGCUGCCCAUGAUGGAGGGUCCCUCCACACUCCCGAGCAGGUGACAGGAGGGCUGAAAGGGGACACUGAGGCUGUACAUGUUGGACAGGAUCAGGAUCCUAAGCAAGGUGGCCCAUUACCACCACACCCAGAUGUGGGCCCUGCAGUUGUGGCACCCAUGGUACCUUGGGGCUGUCUUGUGGAGGGGCAAACCUGCCUGGGGAGCCAGGCGCUGCCUUCUGCUCACCAAGGAGCAGCACUGGGCUCCUGCCUGUGCCAUCAGCCCCGAAAAGGGUGGCAGGGGCCAUGGCCAGUACCACCCUGUGUCCACAGGUGUGAGGCCGGCUGACACCCAGGGUCAGGGCAGGCGGGUGACAGGAACACCCUGAAGGCAAGAACUAACUCCAAGUCUGGGCAUCUGUCAUGAUGCUCCACUCUGUCCCCUUCACUGUGGCCCAGCGCGAGGAGGCGGCCAGAGGCUCAGGGGAAGGGAGUGUGGCCCCAGCCUUCCUAAAAGCGCCCCCUCCUGGUGAGGUGGCGUCACAAUGCCCAGCUUCAAGCUCCAAGUGCCAACAGGUGGCACACAGGAGAAGGUGCCGCUGCAUGCCCUGACCAGAGGAAGGGAGGGCGGCAGGAAAGAGCCAGAGCCAGGCUUCCAAGGGUUCUCUUUGUUUGACAGCAGGGUGGGUUGGCUGCGGGCCUGACCCAGGUUCCGCAGGGCUGCACUAGGUGGCCAUCUGUGCUGGUGUCGAGGACCCAGCCAGGAGGGAGGCUCAGCGGAA